AUGACCUCCGACGAACCCGUUAACGCCCUCCCCUUCAAGAAACUCAUCAUUAUCUUUGUCGGUCUUGUCCUGGGAGUCUUUCUCGCCACCCUGGACCAAACGAUCGUCUUGGUGCGUACGACCAAGAUCGCGAACGAGUUCAAGGCGCUGAAUGAUGUUGCGUGGAUUGGAACCUCGUAUCUUUUGACGGCCACUGCCUUCCAGCCUCUGUACGGUCGCUUCUCGGACAACUUUGGUCGCAAGUCCGUCUUCCUCUUCGCUAUCACCGUCUUCCUCUUCGCUAUCACCGUCUUCCUCGACGGACCGGCCCUCUGUGGCGCAGCCCAGAGCAUGGUCACGACGAUAGUAGCUUGGGGCAUCAGUGGAGUCGGGGCUGGAGGAAUCAUGUUCAUGGUCAUGAUCAUCAUCACCGACCUGGUCACCCCCCGCGAGCGCGGAAAGUGUCAGGGGAUCAUCGGUGCCGUCUUUGGGCUUUCUUCUAUUAUUGGACCACUUCUUCGAGGUGUCUUUACAAACCAUGCCUCGUGGCACUGGGCUUUCUUUAUCAACCUGCCCAUUGGUGCCGUCACCUUCGCCGUCGUCAUCAAGCUCUGCCUCCAUCACGUCGGCGACUCCCUCCACGAAAAGAUCAAACGUAUCGAUUUCUUGGGUGUCUUCUCUCCCAUCACCGGUCUGAGCGCCUAA
This is a messenger RNA of Linnemannia hyalina, 684 nucleotides long. The record is from the annotation of a GenBank genome assembly. Lineage: Eukaryota; Fungi; Mortierellomycota; Mortierellomycetes; Mortierellales; Mortierellaceae.